Messenger RNA from Rhizopus microsporus ATCC 52813, 3370 nucleotides. RefSeq lists its product as uncharacterized. Gene Ontology annotation, cellular component: cell septum; cell periphery. The coding region runs from base 45 to 3332 and encodes 1095 amino acids. NCBI's taxonomy places the organism in Eukaryota, Fungi, Mucoromycota, Mucoromycetes, Mucorales, Rhizopodaceae. The transcript has 3 exons. The record is from RefSeq and is a predicted model, not a curated record. Gene Ontology annotation, molecular function: chitin synthase activity.
CUUCUUUAUUCUUUCUCUGUCUCCCUUUUUUUUAAUGCUCUUUAAUGAAAGAUUCAAAACCAAUGCGUCAACCUUCAAGUAGACGUAUUAUUUGGGUUGCAUUUGCUAAAUUAUGCACAUUUCCAUUUCCUGAUGCUUUCUUAAAACUUUUAGGUUUAUCCACACAAGUGAGACGUCAAGCCUGGAGAGAAAAAGUUGCGAUAUUCACCUUGUAUAUUUUAAUAUCUGGACUAUUUUGUUUUUGGUUGGAAUUCAUCACCACCUUGUUUUGUGAUCCACCCAAGACUUAUGACUUUAGAGACGUCUAUACACCCACUUCUCACUACUCCACCAUCAACGGACAAGUGAUCGAUUGGAGAAAGUAUGGAAAUAGCAGUGAAAUGACGAAGCAAGCCAAUAUAUACCCUCAACUUGACCUAUCACCCAUGUUUCCUGCAUUCAUGCUACUCCAACGACCGACUGGACAAAGGAGCUACAACCACAGAAUCCUCGAUGACUGUAUCAAUGGGUUCAAUCGUUCAGAACAAGCAGAUAAAUGGCUCAACUAUAAGUUAACCCAUGAUCCUGGUUAUCGAUUUGAAAAUGGACAAUUGCUAUCUUGUCCCCUUCCGACACAUCGUAAUAAGACAGGAGCACCCUGCUUUUACACUGUAACAGAUCAAUAUCAAUUGGCUACGUAUCCAAAAAAAGGAGCUGUUAGUUAUGACAAGUUUUACAUUGAAAACAAUUGUACGACAGUACCCCGUGAAGGCGUGGCGUCUGGCAGAGCUUAUGUUAUUUUGGAUAACAAAGUACUGGAUGUGACAGAUUAUCUACAAGGAGCAACCAACGUUGUGAAAGUAGCACGAGAUAUAUACUCUCGUGCCAUUGCCGUUGACCGUAUGUUUCUACCACUCGACUUGACCGUGAUGCUAUUUAUCAAUCUUGGCAAAGACAUCACCAACUCAUUCAACGACCAGAUUCCGAGCCCAGCCCUCUAUAAAGAAUGUCUCAACACCCUCUUUUAUCAUGGCGUCGUCGACGGUAACACAGAAACCGGAUGUGCACACAUCAAUGUCGCUCUCUGGAUCACCAUGGGCUGUUUCCUGCUCUACUUUUUGCUCAAGAUGAACCUUGCCAAUCUCACACGACUCAAGUUUGUCCAACGGUUUCUCUUUCAAUCAAGGAGUAGCCAUCUCGUCAUGUCUUUCAUGCCAUACACUCUCUUAUUUGUCCCCUUCUACUCAGAGUCGGCCGAAACAAUCCGCCAGACCGUCGACUCACUCGCACGCACCAGCUACCCAGAUUCACGAAAACUUCUCUUUUUUGUAUGUGAUGGUAUCGUCAAGAGCAAAUCAGCUGCCAAGGACAACUAUCUCUGCCUGUUGGACGCCCUCGGGUACAGUUCAGCCAAGGACCCCGAGCUGAGGGCAUAUGUCUCGCUCGGCCAAGGAUCCCGCAAGGUGAAUUUUUGCAAAGUCUAUGCAGGCUUUUACGAAUCGGGUCGUAAUCGUGUGCCGUUCCUGAUGGCUGUCAAAGUAGGUUCACAACGAGAAGAGUAUGACCAGAAACGAGCACCAGGAAAUCGAGGCAAGCGAGACUCGAUGCUGAUCGUCCUCAGCUUUUUGGAACGGUGUCUCAAUUUAGCUCAUAACCGGAUCAGUCCUCUCGAAUUUGAGCUCUUUAAUCAGUGUUAUAACUUGCUCGGCAUCGAUCCACGUAUGCUCAAGUACAUGCUCGUGACCGAUGCGGACACGCAGGUCCAAGACGACGUCGUUCAUCGUCUCGUGUCCAGACUGGAAGCUGAUCCCAAGAUGUUGGCUGUGAGCGGGCAUGUGCGGCCGGCGAAUCCUGAAGAGAACCUGAUCACGAUGCUUCAGAUCUUUCCAAUCUACAUGACCUAUUAUUCUGGACUGGCUUAUGAAGCCUGUUUAGGCGGACUGACGACAUUGAGCGGUGGCUUUGUGAUGUACCGACUGUGGACGCCAGAUGAAACGAGGCAACCCAAGUGGCCCAAGGUGAGCGAUGAGAUUGUGGUGAGCAGUAGCAGUACGGUGUGGAAAAAGAAUCCAUCAGUUCCAGUCAGUGGAAGCAGUAGCAGUAGUAGCAGCAGUGAAGAAGAUGUCCAACAGGCGCGUCGUCGCCGUCGUCAUCGUCGCCGCCAUCAUAAAAAAUCUGAAAAGCCUGCUGAAGUGGAUCAACGUGUUGCCUUGGUGCAAUCCAUUAGCCUACCGUCUCAGCCUCUGGAUGUUCAACCUGUCUGUAUUCACCCAACCGUUCUCCGUGGCUUUGCCGCACCUCGUCCUGACACACUACAUAUGGAAAACAUACUCCUGCUCGGUGAGGAACAGUACUUUAGCAUUGUUCUGCUUCGAUCGCAUCCGAAUCACUGUUUUGGCUUUGAGCCUGAAGCGAUCGCAUAUGCCACUCUUCCAACGCAUUUCCUUGCCCUACAGGGUCUCCAGAUCCGUAACCUACGAGCGACCUUACACACCCAGGUCGAGUUCCAGCACACAGCAAAGCAUCUGGGCAUCAUGUACUGGAUCAUGUCACUCACCAAGCUGCUCGACAUGAUCUUUUCUAUGCCCAUCAUCGUCUACCUCUACAACGUCUUCAUCCGGUACUUUCUCGACCAGGACCUGGCCUAUGCCAUCAUCGCUGGUUCGUUUGCCGGGCUGAUCGUGUUACACAUCUUUUAUUUUAUGCUGCGUCGACAGUUCAAGUACAUCCUCUGGUUCAUCCUCUACUGCGCUAUCGGUGUACCCCUCUUCCACGUCUACUUCCCGCUGCUGGCAGUGUGGUGUUCUGAUUACUCUCACCGAUGGUACGAUGUCUGGCCAACCCAACAGGACGGGUAUCACGGACGACUGCAUGGCAUCAUUGACACGGACGAGCCAGAAGACAACCAGACGACCGUCAGCCGGAUGCGACUGAGCGAUUUUGAGAUUCUCGAGGCAGAAAAGACAGCACAGCGAGAAAAGGAGCAGGCGGAUAUGCUCGAUGCCAAGUUCCAUGGCUUUCAAGGCUACGUCGGUCGAUCCGAGGGCAUUACCUUGCCCCCGCUGGCACAGAUUCGACGACACCAGCGGUAUGGAUCGGCAGGCUCGGUGCAGAGCAACCCGUUUGUGUCGUCGUUGGAUAGUCCGCUUGACGAUGAAGCCAGUCUUCUUUCUAGGACAACCACAUCCUCACAAUCAUCCAUUCAUAGACAGCAUGAAAUAGAUAGAGAGUCAUGUCAUUAUUCACUGUCCAAUUCGGUCAUCAGCUUAGAAUCUUAUCCUAUAGAUGAAGAAUCGGCUGAAGGAAGAAGUGCACCUGUACACUCAAAAAUUGCAUCUCAUUAUUAUUCAUAAAACCAAUUAUUUCAAUAAACAUAUACAUAUAUAUGCUC